Prunus armeniaca (apricot) is the source of this 195-nucleotide messenger RNA. Lineage: Eukaryota; Viridiplantae; Streptophyta; Magnoliopsida; Rosales; Rosaceae. The record is from the annotation of a GenBank genome assembly.
AUGCCACAUUAUGAGUUCGGGGAUUUUGAAGAGGCUGAUGAGAAAUUCAGGUCAAGGCCAAGGGGUGGCCGUAAGAGGAAGUACUCCACUAUAGAAAUGCUCGUACGAAAAAGGGUGACUCCACCAGACCAGUUGGGCCAGGAGUCUGAGUACCUCUCCUGGUUGCUCUCACAUGAAGCUGAAGACGAGAAUUGA